AUGAUUCAAGAUUCACCCAAGAACAGAAAAAUGAGUGCUAGCAGGGUUACUCUCUCGGUGGCAAUUGCUGUGUACCUUUCAUUCAAUUCCAACCGUGUUUAUCUUGUUGACUUCAUGUGCUACAAGGCACCAAACACUCUCCGAGUUCCCCUCUCCUCCUUGAUAGAACUUGUAGAAAGAUGGGGUAAGUUUGACAGCAAAACAAUCGAGUUUCAAACCAAAAUCAGUGAAAGAUCGGGUAUUGGCAACGAAACCUACUUGCCCACGGGAGUCCACCAAUUUCCAUGUGAUCUUUCCUUGAGUUCUACUAUUGAAGAAGUGGAAAUGGUGCUAUUCACAAUAGUCCAAGACCUAUUCACCAAGCACAGGAUUGAUCCGAAAAGCGUUGACAUUAUCAUCACAAAUUGCAGUCUUGUAUGCCCCACUCCAUCUUUAGCCACGAUGAUCAAUAAAUUUGGAUUUAGAAGCAAUAUAAGGAGCUUCAAUCUUUCUGGGAUGGGCUGCAGUGCUGGCCUCUUGUCAAUUUCGCUAGCUCGAGACCUCCUCGGAGCGCAAAACAACUCUUUGGCUCUAGUCCUCAGCGUGGAAUCAGUGAGUUCCAACAUGUACCAUGGACAAGUCAACUCUAUGCUACUGGCAAACUCCUUGUUUCGAAUGGGAGGUGCUGCGAUCUUGCUAUCAAAUCGCAAAAGUGACAGACAGAUUGCUAAAUAUGAACUCCAACAUCUGGUUAGGACUCAUCUUGGAUCUAAGGAUAAUUCAUACAAUUGUGUUGUUCAGGAAGCAGAUGAUGAAGGGUACACCGGAGUAUCAUUGUUGAGAUCGAUCCCGCAAGUAGCCGGAGAAGCACUGAAAACUAACAUGACAACAUUAGCUGCGCUUGUGCUGCCUUACUCUGAGCUAAUCCAAUAUGGUCUAUCAAUUAUGUGGAAGAAAGUUUGGCCUCCUGCAAAGAAGAGAGGCUCCUACAUUCCAGACUUCAAGAAGGCUUUUGAUCACUUUUGCAUUCAUGCUGGUGGCAGAGCUGUGAUUGGAGCUAUAAAGGAGUUCCUUAAGUUGAAAGAUAGGGAUGUGGAGGCAUCAAAAAUGACACUUUAUAGGUUUGGGAACACAUCUUCUUCAUCAACUUGGUACUCACUGAGCUAUCUUGAAGCAAAAGGUAGGGUUAGACAGGGUGACAGGGUUUGGCAACUGGCAUUUGGGAGUGGAUUUAAAUGUAAUAGUGCAGUUUGGAAGUGCAUUUCCAAGAUCAAACCAGAUAAUUUGAAUGUUUGGUCAGACAGGAUCGACCAAUAUCCAGUGGAAGUGCCAGCGGUAAUGGAUCAUUGAUGUGAGUUCAACAUGAUCGACAGAGCUCAAGAGGAUCAAUAAACUUGUAAAUUUGUACUGGAAGCUUGUUAAAUAAAUAUAAAUUUCUGGAAACUACAAUUUCACAUGGAUAGCAACUCGUAAUCCAUGAACUAACAAAAUCAGCAUGGUUUCUUUCUCA
Molecule: messenger RNA, 1489 nt
Organism: Populus nigra (black poplar)
Lineage: Eukaryota; Viridiplantae; Streptophyta; Magnoliopsida; Malpighiales; Salicaceae
Product: 3-ketoacyl-CoA synthase 7-like
Exons: 2
Coding region: 1-1329 (442 amino acids)
Biological process (GO): fatty acid biosynthetic process
Cellular component (GO): membrane
Molecular function (GO): acyltransferase activity, transferring groups other than amino-acyl groups
Source: RefSeq, a predicted model, not a curated record